This is a messenger RNA of Aspergillus piperis CBS 112811, 1137 nucleotides long. Its product is annotated as fibronectin type III domain protein. NCBI's taxonomy places the organism in Eukaryota, Fungi, Ascomycota, Eurotiomycetes, Eurotiales, Aspergillaceae. The coding region runs from base 1 to 822 and encodes 273 amino acids. The transcript has a single exon. The record is from RefSeq and is a predicted model, not a curated record.
AUGAGUCACUUGCGCCCGUCAGGUAUACUGCCACAAAACAAGGCGCCUGACUACGAAAUCCGACUCGUUCUCGAACCAGCCGAAAUCCUCACCCCGAGCAUUGAAUUGAAAAAUGACGUCCAAUCUACCUUCAACAUGCAGCCGAGUCCCAUCAUGGAGAUCAUAGAAUUUCUCGACACCCCAACCAAGGAAAUGUUCGGGGCCGGCUGGAGCGUUAGCGCCCGCAAAGCUCAAGGCGAUAGCGCUGUCGAAUUUACGUACAGACAUCACUACCCAAUCAAAAACAGCGAUAUUGAUAGCAUUCUCAUCCACGCCAAUUUGCAGGGUUUCAACAAUGAGCCCACUGGUGAUAGUCGGGAGUUCAAGGCACAAGUUGAAUGGGGUUACGAACAAAAGAUGCUCUCAAUGACCACCAAGAAGAAGCUGGAUGGAUUUCUACCCAACGAACUAGAAUUCCCUAAAGCAGACAAUUUGCGGCAGAUGCUAAUCAGGGAAGCGCCAAACAAGUUCAAGCAUUGGAAACUUCAUGACUGGGGUACUUACGCGUUGCAGCGGUCAGUCAUUCAUGGCCCGAUUCAUGUUGAUCGCUACUCCGGGUCGUGGGAUGGCAAGCCGAUCGGCCUUGAGGUUUGGCACAUGGUGAAUGCCUUGGCUGAGAGAACUGAUUACAUCGUCGAGCUUUCCUUUAAGACGAUUAAUCGUUCUUCGGCCUCGUCUAAGCAGAGGAAGCUGGUGGAUGAAAUGAAGAGUAAAGGCUGGCUAGUUGUCGAGGAUGAGGAUCUGGUCAAGACGGGAGCCAUAUUGGAUGCCUACGCCUUUUGAUCUGGCAGCUUUGUUGGAGAUCAUUCAUAACCAACCCUUGUUGGGACGAUGAAGGAGCGAAGUGAUAAGUGGGAAUCUUGGCAUUCAAUAACUCACAAAAAUGCCAGGUUUCGAAUCCUUCCAUUGCUCCUAGCAGGAUGGACGUUCUGAAUCUUGCACUGGCAUCUAAUAUUUUUUUUCUUUUGUUUUUCCUUCUCUUUCCUUCUUUUUGUUUCUCUUUGUGAUUAGUUUUUAAUGGGUUUCGUCAACCACAAACUAUCUGCGAGCCCCGUAUCUGCCAUGUUAUCUAUUGGAAGCCUACAGCAUCAUUGGGAA